AUGGAUUUCAGCGCAACAGACGAUGUCGAGGAAGAUUUUCCUCAGAAGGCCCAGAAGGGCGGUGUUGCGCCCCGGUAUAUGGGAACAUUGGCUGAUCAGCGAGAUAUGAGUGCACUGGGAAGAGUUCAGGUUCUUCGUAGAAAUUUCCGAUUUAUCUCAAUUGUAGGGUUCGGAUGUACCCUGAUCUGUACAUGGGAGGUCAUUUUAACAUUACUAUCAUCUGGUUUGGCUGAUGGCGGCACAGCCGGCUUAAUUUGGGGAUUCAUUGGUGUUUCCAUCGGAUUUACUCUUGUAUAUGCUAGUAUAGCUGAGAUGGCUUCGAUGGCGCCAACUGCUGGCGGCCAAUAUCACUGGGUAUCAGAAUUUGCGCCACAGAAAGGUCAAAAGUUCCUCAGUUACAUAACUGGAUGGCUAUCUGCUAUGGGCUGGCAAUGUGCAAUUGUCUCCAUCGCAUACCUGGCUGGUACAAUCAUUCAAGGUCUGAUUGUUCUAAACAAACCAGACUAUGAUUUUCAAAGAUGGCAUGGAACAAUGCUGGUGAUUGCAAUUUCAACAUUCUCUAUAUUAUUUAACACUUUCUUAGCCAAGAACUUGCCGUUUGUCGAGGGAUUGAUUUUAAUCAUCCAUGUUAUUGGUUUAUUUGCCAUUAUUAUUCCCCUGUGGGUACUGGCACCGCGUAACAAUGCCUACGCUGUGUUUACUAGCUUCCAUAAUGGUGGCGGUUGGGAUAGCUCAGGGACAGCGACUCUGGUUGGACUCUCUACGACCAUCACAUCCAUGCUGGGCUAUGACUGCUCUGUCCACAUGUCGGAAGAAAUCAAAGAUGCAUCAGAGACGCUUCCUAAAGCCAUGAUGUCCUCUGUAGCAGUCAAUGGUGUCCUUGGAUUCAUCAUGUUGGUCACCUUAUGCUUCACACUAGGGGAAGUGGACAUGGUAUUGGACACUCCGACUCAUUUCCCAUUCAUUCAAAUUUUCUACAACACAACUCGCAGUCUCGCCGCCACCAACGCGAUGACAGCAGUUCUCGUAGUGACCUUGACCGCUAGUACGAUCACCGAGGUAGCAACAGCAUCCCGACAGCUCUGGUCAUUUGCCCGGGAUGAAGGACUGCCAUUCUCAUCGUUCUUCGCAUAUGUUACACCUGGUUGGAAUAUCCCCCUCAACUCCGUAAUGGUAUCGUUGGGUGUUACCGUCCUCCUCUCAUUGAUCAACAUCGGGUCCGAAGUGGCUCUCAACGCCGUCAUCUCUCUAACAAUCACGUCACUGAUCUCAGCAUACAUAGUCUCGAUUGGCUGUGUGUUGCUGAAACGACUCCGUGGCGAGCCACUCCCACACCACCGCUGGUCGUUGGGUCGAUUUGGAAUGGCAGUGAACAUCGGGGCACUGUGCUUCCUAAUACCCAUUUUUGUCUUUGCUUUCUUCCCCCUAUCGACGCCCGUGACGGCUGAGACGAUGAACUGGGGCGUAGUGAUGUAUGUGGGCGUCAUUGGAUCGGCAACGGCCUAUUAUUGGGCGAGGGGCCGGCAUCAUUUCAUUCCACCAGUGGCGUUAGUCAACCGGGAGGAUGAAAAUUAG
Messenger RNA from Penicillium angulare, 1575 nucleotides. RefSeq names its product putative GABA permease. The record is from RefSeq and is a predicted model, not a curated record. Lineage: Eukaryota; Fungi; Ascomycota; Eurotiomycetes; Eurotiales; Aspergillaceae. Gene Ontology annotation, molecular function: transmembrane transporter activity. Gene Ontology annotation, biological process: transmembrane transport. Bases 1 to 1575 code for a protein of 524 amino acids. The transcript is spliced from 7 exons. Gene Ontology annotation, cellular component: membrane.